This is a messenger RNA of Chroicocephalus ridibundus (black-headed gull), 756 nucleotides long. RefSeq names its product cyclin-dependent kinase 2-like. Gene Ontology annotation, cellular component: cyclin-dependent protein kinase holoenzyme complex; cytoplasm; nucleus. Lineage: Eukaryota; Metazoa; Chordata; Aves; Charadriiformes; Laridae. The record is from RefSeq and is a predicted model, not a curated record. Gene Ontology annotation, biological process: signal transduction; protein phosphorylation; regulation of gene expression. Gene Ontology annotation, molecular function: cyclin binding; cyclin-dependent protein serine/threonine kinase activity; ATP binding. The transcript is spliced from 6 exons. The annotation marks the transcript as partial.
AUGGAGAACUUCCAGAAGGUGGAGAAGAUCGGGGAGGGCACCUACGGCGUCGUGUACAAGGCCCGGAACAAGGUCACGGGGGAGGUGGUGGCGCUGAAGAAAAUCCGCCUGGACACGGAGACGGAGGGCGUCCCCAGCACGGCCAUCCGGGAGAUCUCCCUGCUGAAGGAGCUCAACCACCCCAACAUCGUCAAGCUGCUGGACGUGAUCCACACGGAGAACAAGCUCUACCUGGUCUUCGAGUUCCUGCACCAGGACCUGAAGAAGUUCAUGGACUCCUCUUCCAUCAGCGGCAUCGCCCUGCCCCUCAUCAAGAGCUACCUGUUCCAGCUGCUGCAGGGCCUGGCCUUCUGCCACGCUCACCGGGUGCUGCACCGCGACCUCAAGCCCCAGAACCUGCUCAUCAACGCCGACGGCGCCAUCAAACUGGCCGACUUCGGCCUGGCCCGCGCCUUCGGGGUGCCCGUGCGCACCUACACCCACGAGGUGGUGACACUCUGGUACCGAGCCCCCGAGAUCCUGCUGGGCUGCAAGUACUACUCCACCGCCGUCGACAUCUGGAGCUUGGGCUGCAUCUUCGCCGAGAUGGCUCUGUCUUUUCCCCCCCGGCUCCAUCUUUUCCUGCUCCCACCCCGCCCCCAAGCUCCCUCUUUUCCCCCCUGGCUCCGUCUGUCCGUCGUCCGUCCGUCUUGUGUCCCCCCCCCACGCUCCGUCUUGCCCCCCCCAAGCUCCCUCUUUUCCCCCCCGGAUCCAUCU